Messenger RNA from Pyricularia oryzae 70-15, 1585 nucleotides. RefSeq lists its product as uncharacterized. The record is from RefSeq and is a predicted model, not a curated record. Gene Ontology annotation, cellular component: extracellular region. Gene Ontology annotation, molecular function: protein binding. NCBI's taxonomy places the organism in Eukaryota, Fungi, Ascomycota, Sordariomycetes, Magnaporthales, Pyriculariaceae. Bases 44 to 1585 code for a protein of 513 amino acids. The transcript has 3 exons.
GGCCGCCAUCUGGUACGACUCGGGCCUCGCCCAUGAGGAGUCUAUGCACCACAAGUCAGAGCUGUGGAGGAUGGAGAGGGAGAUGGGUCUCAUGGACAGCGAAAACUACCCCGAGCUGGGAUACCACGCCUGCACCAAUGGGUGGAUCGAGGCAAUCCCAGGGGACCGCAUGCAUACGUUCCGCUGUGACCAGAUGGAUCUACACCAUUUCCUGUCACAUGGUGCCCUUAACAGCACUGGCCAGGGGUCCGGCACUUGGGGCUGGAUUUCAGACGAUGGGCGCGAGUUUGCCGCCAUUGGGCAGGAGGACGGUGCUGCCUUUGUCGAGAUCAAGGACGGGAAGCUUGUGCUUGUGGCCAGGCUUCCUCAGCCUCCCACGGCUUUGGUUAGCAACUGGAGAGAGAUGAAAUCGUACAAGAACUACAUGGUCAUUGGAUCCGAAGCCGUCGCACACGGUAUUCAGAUCUUCGACAUGACCAAGCUUUUGGACAUUGACGUCGAGGCAACCGGCCCAGUCGUCUUUGAUCCCAUCGCGGACCUCUCGGGCUACACAAACGACCUGCCUAUCGGCCGUAGCCACAACGUGGUCGUGAAUGAGGAGCGCGACUACAUGGUGGCUGUUGGCUCCCAGCCCCGAAACGACAGCUGCCGUGCGGGCCUCAUCUUCUUUGACAUUACCGAUGUCGCCAACCCUGUUCGCCAGGGCUGUGCUGCCGACGAUGGCUAUGUCCACGAUGCUCACUGUCUCGUCUACCGCGGCCCCGACAAGAGGUACGAUGGCAAGGACAUCUGCUAUGGAUAUAACGAGGACUCUCUGACCAUCUACGACGUCUCCGACAAGACGACAACCAACAUCAUCUCCCGUACCUCGUAUGAGGGAGUCAAUUAUACCCACCAAGGCUGGGUCACUGACGUCAAUAACCAGGAGUUCUUGCUUAUGAACGACGAGCGGGAUGAGCGCUACAGAGCCGGACCCGCCUCGGACGGGUUUCCCGUCGUCUACGUCUGGGAUAUCCGCGAUUUGGAGAAGCCCAAGCAGACGGGCACUUACAAAUACCCGACCAGGGCCAUCGACCACAACCUGUACAUCAAGGACGGCAUCAUGUUUCAGAGCAACUACGGUAAUGGUUACCAGCUGAUGGACGUGUCCUCGGUCGGUCCCUCGGACACCACAGGCUCUGGUAUCUGCCGCGCCGCCUUUAUCGACAUUUAUCCCGAGGACGACAACGUUGCCGGUGGCGGCAUCAUCGAGUUUGUGGGCACGUGGUCUUCGUGGGGUUGGUAUCCCUCCGGCUACCACGUCGUCAACACAAUCGAGCGUGGUGUUUUCCUGGUCAAGCCGACGUCCCUCAAGUGCCCGCCCGCACCCACCUGCAAUGCCGACAACUGCCUGCGUGCCAUGCGUGCCGAGAGUGUCCAAGGCCGCCUCGAGGAGAGCCAGGAGUUCUGCGCAACAUACACGGCGAAUCUCGUGACUGAGGUCAGCGUGCUGCCGGAAUAUGCCACCAAGGCUUGCACCGGUGACGCCAUCUCGCGUGUCAGCAGCGCGUGCGCUUGCAUUCCCACCGUUGCCCCGGCAAACUAG